Molecule: messenger RNA, 6085 nt
Organism: Onychomys torridus (southern grasshopper mouse)
Lineage: Eukaryota; Metazoa; Chordata; Mammalia; Rodentia; Cricetidae
Gene: Stxbp4
Product: syntaxin binding protein 4
Exons: 18
Coding region: 266-1945 (559 amino acids)
Biological process (GO): insulin receptor signaling pathway; regulation of insulin secretion involved in cellular response to glucose stimulus
Cellular component (GO): cytoplasmic vesicle
Molecular function (GO): syntaxin binding
Source: RefSeq, a predicted model, not a curated record
UCCCGCGUCUCGCGGUAACCGGGUCUGAGCCCCGCCGCUGCCUUGACUACCAGAUUCCUCAGGUAGCAGCGGGGCUACGGAGGCCGGGUGGCCCGAAGAGGGAAAGUGUUUAAGAAGCACAUGAAAUGGAGUAAUAUGAGCUGGAGUCAUAUAGAAUCUGCAAGAAGACCCUUGGGGGGAAUUGUCUGAAGAAAAGAAGACUAUUUAGACUCCUCAAGUUCUUCAUUUACACAGCUGUUAAAUCCAAGGCAACUGUGGUGAAAGCAUGCAUAAAUCUACAUCUGCUGCAGGAUCAUCCAGCCUACUUGAAAAGAAUCCUGCCUUUCGGGUGAUUACAGUUACUAAGGAAACAGGCCUAGGUUUAAAGAUCCUAGGCGGAAUUAACAGAAACGAAGGACCGUUGGUGUAUAUUCAGGAAGUCAUUCCUGGAGGCGACUGUUACAAGGAUGGACGUUUGAAGCCAGGAGAUCAACUUGUCUCAGUAAACAAGGAAUCUAUGAUUGGUGUAUCAUUUGAAGAAGCAAAAAACAUAAUUACCAGAGCCAAAUUGAGGUCAGAAUCUCUUUGGGAGAUAGCGUUCAUCAGACAAAAAUCUUACAGUGGCCAUCUGGGAAAUAUUUGCUGUCCAUCCUCAUUACAAGCUUCAGAAGACUGUGGAUUUCAAACCUCAACAUUUAAUCCUCUUUCCCCUCCCCCUGAAACACUAAUUCCAAAGACUUCAUCCACUCCCAAGACUCAGGGCCCAAUUUUACCUUCUUUUAAAGCAAUUCAGACAAAACCUGGCUGCAGUAAAACAGAACAUACUCCAAUUACUUCUUUGGACAACAACCCUACAGAUACAUCUAAUUCAGAUAUUGCUCCUGCCUGGACUGAUGAUGAUUCUGGACCUCAAGGAAAGAAGAUUUCCCUAAGUCCUUCUGUUCGCCUGAAGGCAGAGAAACUGGAAAUGGCUCUCAAUUACCUCGGUAUUCAACCAACAAAGGAACAACAUGAAGCCCUGAGACAGCAAGUCCAGGCUGACUCAAGGGGGACAGUGUCUUUUGGAGAUUUCGUCCAGGUUGCCAGAAAUUUGUUUUGUUUGCAGUUGGAUGAAGUAAACGUUGGUGUCCAUGAAAUCUCCAGCGUUUUGGACUCACAGCUUCUUCCCUGUGAUUCUCUAGAAGCAGAUGAGCUGGGAAAACUUAGACAAGAAAGGAAUGCUGCUCGGGAAGAAGUGGAUGCGCUGAAGGAGAAAUUACUUGAAUCAGAGAAACAUAGGAAAGAGCUAACAGAAGAACUCCAGAAUGUGAAACAGGAAGCCAAAGCUGUAGCAGAAGAGACACGAGCUCUGCGAAGCCGGAUCCACCUUGCUGAGGCUGCACAGAGGCAGGCGCAUGGGAUGGAAAUGGACUAUGAAGAAGUCAUCCAUCUGCUGGAGGCCGAGAUCUCAGAGCUGAAGGCUCAGCUUGCUGAUUACUCGGACCAAAACAAAGAAAGUGUCCAGGACUUGAGAAAGAGAGUCACAGUUCUUGACUGCCAGUUGAGAAAAUCUGAAAUGGCUCGGAAAACUUUCAAGGCAUCUACUGAAAGGCUCCUUCAUUUUGUAGAGGCUGCUCAGGAAGUACUUUUGGAUAGUUCUGCUCCUUUAUCAAAUUUAAGUGAAAGAAGAGCUGGGUUUGCAUCGCAGACUUCACUCCCACUGUUGGGAAGGAACGGACGCAGCUUCCCAGCAACCCUGCUUCUGGAAUCCAAGGAGCUGGUUAGAUCUGUUCGUGCCAUUCUUGAUAUGGACUGCUUACCUUACGGGUGGGAGGCAGCUUACACAGCAGAUGGAAUCAAGUACUUCAUCAAUCAUGUGACACAGACCACAUCCUGGAUCCAUCCCAUGAUGAGUGUCCUGAACCUGUCCUGCUCAGAGGAGAAUGAAGAGGACUGUCCCAGAGAGCUAACAGACCAGAAAAGCUGAUGGCCUUCCAUGGGAAAUGGCACUUCCGAGUCUUCUGGCUUUUCAGUCCAUGUGCACAACCAGACACAAGACACCACACCGUGAGAAACAGGAAUCCAGCACCUUCUCCGGGCGGGGUGUCAAGUUGAAACUGCUGUUUCUGUGCAUGUUAAAGAUCAGCUGCCACUACACUAGUUCCUUGAAAAUAAUUAGUUGCAUUUGUUGAAGUCAUAUAUAAUUAGAUUUUAUAUGCAUAUAAGUCUUCAUGUAUAAUUAGGUCUAUAUAACUUAGUAUGUAGUUCAUUGUUUGAUAUUAGAUGUAGUGGUUUUUAUACCAAAACUUUAUAUUGAAAACUUAUAUGAACAUAGGGAACUAUUUCUUUUCUGAUAAUCCCCCUCUCUAAUCACAGUUUAGGAGCGUGAUCUGAGAAAGCUUGGGGCGGGGAGUGCUAUACAGCUACCCCAUCAGCUGCUAAAUACAACUUUUUUUAACUGAUAUCUCAUAGGACGCAAUCUAGCUUGCAUCAUUAGGAGACUUCUAUCAUUUAUGAAAUGCUUUCAAACCUCAUUUUACUUACACCAAAGAGCAUGGUUGUAGGGAUGAUCUAUUGACGAUUUUCAUUCAUGUCUUCAGCUGGAGAAACAGUGGUUCAGAGAGCUAGAGCGUCCUGUCCCAGGGCUCAGACUAACACCUCAUCUUCUGAUCCCAUGUCCAGUCCCCUUUGCCCUGCUCCCUACUGUCCUCACAGAGGGAGGGUGCAGUCCAACUGAGCACCUUCGUUAUGUUGAUGCAGCUGGGUCCACAGCUGUGCAUUCCACAGCAAUCCAGAGGACACCUCAGAGUCAAUCAUGGCCUCCUCAUAACCCCACUCUUCUCCCUCUGUGGGCCCACCCCUCAUCACCCCAACUGCUCACCAACUGCUCUGUGACCUUUCAGCAGCUGUGUCCCGUGGCUUGCCAUGCUUGGGCACCAGCGCCAGUAGGAGCAUCUAAGGAGAGCUGAUAGAAAUAAAGGUAUCUUUUAAAAUACUGCCAGGCUGCUUGUAACAGAUUGAAGACCUCGAGCCAAGGAAAGCAGCCCAGCAUUGCUUAGGCAAGCCUAGCACUCCCGAGAACACGGUGUGAGAGUCUUCACGUAAAGGCACUGUCUAAAUGAGUCACCGAGUUCCUACAGUGAGUUAGCUCCUGUGUCAGCAUCAGGCACUGGCUCCUACGUUUCCUACUGAGUUUUACCUGGUAUUUGGAAUGUAUGUGGAGGAUACGUUCAGGCAUUGUGCUCAGUCAUACCUCUCUGAAUUCAAGAUUUAGGAUUUAAGUUGAAUACACUUAGGAUUCCUACUUUAUGUCUUGAGGACAAACAUAAAGUCAGUCAAAUAGAGACUGACGAGGAGUUAUUAACUCUGAGAAAGAUAGACUGGCUGGAGCAAGUGUACCUGCUUUCCUCACUGCUGUCUGGGUACUAGGAAGUUUCAGAGGGGAUAGUUCUGAGAGCAGUCCCAGAGGGAGCUGGUUCCUGUAGCCUCUGAGAGGUGAAUGGGCACUCACACUUUUAUAAGAGAGUACCUAUGCUGUGAUGCUGUGGAAGGUAGACUCCUUUCAGGAGAUCCCCUACCCCACUGGAGAGCUUCCUCUUUUGUUUUAUAAGGAAAGCUAAGAUGGGACCCUGAAGCAUGCAGUCUCUAGUCCAUAUGUGUUCAUGUAUGUGUGGCACUCACCACCUCUCUGCUGCUUGUACCAAUUCCCUCCCUGUGUCUGUCAAAUACAUAAUCAAAACCUAUAAAACUCAGAGUGCUAGUUGCAGAGCACCCUACAUUGCGAUGUACAAUGAACUGUCUUCUUUGGAGAGGUUAUUUUGAGGUAGCUUCUCCUUGUGUAUCCCCUUGCCUCAGCUUCCCAAGCACUGGGAUUUCAGCACCAAGUAUCUUCUGAAAGCUACCAGUAAGUGGAGAACCAUAGAUUCCCCACUGUGUGUGGAAGCCUAGGUUCAGAGAGAAGUGGCCAUUGCUGAAGGCAAGUCUUUGAUUGCAGGGCUUCUUUAAACCACCCAGCAGAGCAAUUAGAUUUAGUCAGCUCUGCAAGGCUCCAGCACCCAAUCAUGAGGGACUUCCUAGUUCAUCAGAGAAGAAUUCCCCAGGAGCAAAAAGCACUCCACAGGUUCUGGUGCAUCUGAGCUUCUCAUGGGAAUGUAGCUAAGGGGGCUCAGCCUCCGAAUUAGCUGAAUCAGAUGAGCACUCAUUGAGACUCCUCCCUGUAGUCUCAAUCAGAGACUGAUGGAUGCUUUGGAGAUUCUCAAGAGGGCUCAGCAUGAAUGCUUUUCUGAUGCAGAUAGAACUCUGAGUUACUUUUGGGGAAGUUGAUAUUCUGUAACUUAAAUUAGCCCUAUCACUGGGGUCAUCCAUGGGACAUGCUUCUCCACUGACUCACCCCCUCAAAUUCUGGGCUAUAGGAACAAUAUGAUGACAUCCCUCCCAGUGCAUGUUUUAGUGGCACUGGCCAUCAGUCAUGCUCCAAGUCUUGCUUUCCUAGAGUAACAAGGGAAGGCCUGGCCAUCCUCACUCCUUUGUUCCCUCAGAAUUCUCAUUAGCUUCCAGCAAUGUGACCAGCACUCUGCACUAGGGCAAAGUAGGGCAACAGCUAAUUGUUUCUUGGGCUGUUUUAGAAAUAAAAUGAUUUUGAAAGUCAGAAUUACAGUUACUUUUAAACUUCUGAAUUUUAAAAUUAUUUUCCUUUCAAAAAAGUGAAAGUACUGUGGAAAUAAAUUGAGUUAAACAAAUAGCCCAUCUCGCUUUCUGGAAGCUGCCAUCACUGAUAUUUCAGUAACUAUUUUCACCCAAGGGCAAGUAUGCCCCCCCUUAAAGUUCACCUUUGAGUUAGAGUAUUGUGGUCAUCUUUUUAUAACAAUAUAGGCAUUUCCAUUGUGUUCCAAAUGUCUGGAUAAGCUACCGCCUCAGAACACUAUUGUCUGUGUGUUCAGCAACUUAUUAAUGAAAGCUUAGGCUAUUUUAAGUUUCUUCCUGUAUCAGCGUCACAGUGAACAUUUGUGUAUUUGUUAAAACCCUUUCUUCAAGUGUCCUUGCACUCCGGUGCUGCUGUCUAUAGUGUGGACUUGUUGUGUGAGCCACUGUGACAGAGAGCAGUCAAGGCUGUGUCACCUGAAGAAGAGCCUCUCUGUCCCUGUCUAAAAGUGUGGGGGUCUUAAUCGUUAACAUUUGGUGUUUUAGCAUCAGAGACCGGCUUCUUUGUAUAGGAGAGUCUGUCAGUGCAGAAGUCAACGUUUCAAACAUGUCACUGUUCUCAUUGUUUUCUACUGUAUAUAGAAUGAUGAUGGGGAAUCGCUUCUUAAUUAGCAUAGAGAACACACUCUUAUACAUACAAUACAAAAGCCUCCAUGUCUCCAUCUGUGGAACAAUCGCAAUACUUCCUCAUGCCCUGACACUUCAACUCAGCACAAAUCAACUAAGCACCUACUGGAUGUCUAGCCAUCCAAGGUGUUUGGAUCAUUCUGGGUAGCACAGAUUCCCAAAUCAAAGAGCUCAGUGUCCUGAUAUUUCUACAGGCGUGCACACAUACACAUACACACACACACACACACACACACACACACACACACACACACACAUACUCACUACUGAUUUGUUUUUCAGUAUAGAGUAAGAAGUUAGGAACUUGUUUCCUAAGAAACCCUUAAAUUUGAAUAAUUCUGGAAAAUGCCGAACCCCUCCCCACCUUGGCUAGAAAAGGGUAAGAAGGAACGUGCUGGAAGAGGCUCUGCAAUAACAAAUGAAAGGCAGCUGUCAAAAUAGAGAGUCAAAUAGCACACUCAUAAAGUGCUUGCACAAUCAGAAAGUAAUAUCCUUUUUCUAGGGAGAAAUGCGACAUUUCUCUAUUGUAAGCAAAAUGUAACUUUGUGAAGGGUCAACACACUUGACAUUUUUACGAUACUUACACAGAAAGAACUGAACAAACAUUAAUACAGCUUUCACAGUCUUGUGUAUAAUCUUCAAGAUGAUGAAAAGCACAGAAUAGCCUGUGGAAUGUAAAGAAUUAAACAGAAUAUGCCUGUGGAAUAUAACUUUAGAAAUGUUAUUCCCAAGAUGUUUUAGCCAUAGCUGUUCACAUAUAAUAUCAUUGUAUCAGUAAAAUGAUUUUAUAAAUACUAAA